AUUUUAUCUCUUCAUUCCAAUCCAGUUCAAAAUCUUUAUUUUUUUCAACUAUAAAAUCUUAAUUUUGGAUUAAUAUGAAUAAUAUCAAUACUGAUCAAAUGGAUUUAUCACAAAAGUUUCCAUCAAAAGGCAAAUUGCAAUGUGAACAGUCGAAAAUUAAUGAAGAAAUUGUUUUCUCUGAUCAAAGUGAGAAUAGAGUCGAAUGGAUUUCUCCUCCACCAUAUACUGCUUCUGUUCCCAACGUUAAUGACGCAGUUGUUUUCUAUCAACCACAAAGAGCAGUUGUAGUUCAACAACCUUAUGUUCCCGAUAAUUUGAUUUGGAGUAUAAUUUCUCUAUUUUUCUGUUUGCUUACUGGAUUAGUGGCAUUAAGUCUAAGCAUGGCAAGCAGAAGAGCAAAAGAAGAAGGAAAUUAUCAGGAAGCAAAAGCAAGAGCUUCUUCUGCAAAAUCCCUUGCCAUUGUUUCAAUUAUUAUUGGAAUAUUGAUUGGUGCUCUUAGCGGAAUUAUAAUAUAUGUAACAAGGACAUCAAAUAAAAAUACUAGAGAAACUUAUUAAAAAAACAUGUUUUUACAGUUUUUUAUUAUAAUUUUUUAAGGAUUUUCAGACUCAUUUUUGAGCUAAACAUAAUCUAGUUUUCUUACUAGACUGCCAAGAUUAU
This is a messenger RNA of Dimorphilus gyrociliatus, 660 nucleotides long. The record is from the annotation of a GenBank genome assembly. NCBI's taxonomy places the organism in Eukaryota, Metazoa, Annelida, Polychaeta, Dinophilidae.